AUGAGUACCGUUUAAAAAGAAUUAGAUAAUUCAAAUUGUAAUGGAAGAGGAUUGUAUUUUGAUUAAAUUUGUCAUUGUGAUUUAGGAUAUUUUGGAGUGCAAUGUACAUUAAAAUUAUAAGAAAUUCAUGUCAUUUCAUAUUUCACAUUUAUUGGAUUAUUUUUAAUCCUCUUUAUGUUGCUACUUUUUUUUACAGUGAAACAACUUUAAUUCUCUCUUAAUACUAAUUAAAUUCCAUCAUUUCAAAGGUAAAUUUUCCUUAAUUAUUAUUUUUAGAGGAUUAAGUUAUCUAAAAAAAAUUUUAAGUUCUCCUUUGAAUUGCAUAUUAUGUUUAACCAUAUUGUUCAAUGUUUUAAAAAUAUUAUGGCUAUCCUUAGAUCCAUUAAAACCAUUUGUAACUUUUUUAUCAUAAAUGUAGGAUGGUGAUAAAAUAGUUUAUGAAAGAAUCUUAGCAGAAAUAGUUUACACUAUCUUGUUUUAUAUCUACGGCAUUUUACUCAUGGUCUGGUAUACUAUGUAUGAUGAAAUUUCAUUCAAUAUUUCAGAAAGAAAUAACAACUCAAAAUCUCAAUCAGUAUUUAGCGAUGAAUUAAAAUUUGAAACAAGAAAAUGGAUAUUCGUAUAUUACAAAGAUAUAAUGAAAAUAAGACUUUUCUUUGUAUUUUUGUUACAAUUAGCAAUCAGUAUAUUAAAUGGUAAUAUGAGAAUUUAAUUAGGAUUAAGAUUAAGUUAAAAAUAUAAGACAAUUUUAUAUAUAGCAUUUGUAAUUUUGCUUUUCAAUUUUAUGUAAUUAAAAGUUUAAUAUAUCUUCAGUUCUUUUAUAUUGGAAUUUUUUCUUUAUGGUAAAUCAUUGAAUGAAUGCAUAAAGUCACAAUUAAGGAGAUUGGAUAAGGAUAGUAAAGUAAAUGAUAAAGAAGAUUAAGACAAAAUUGUGCAAGUAAAUUAGUAAUAAUAAGUAAAAAAGUUAAAAAUUUUAAAGAUAGUAUUUUCAAAAACAUCUCAUGAAAUAUAAUAAGAGGAAAAACCAUAAUCACCAAAUAUAUACGAUUAAUAAGUUUUGAGGCUUAGUUCUUAAAGUGGAAGUGAAGAAAAUAAUGAGUAGAUAUAAACAACUAGAGCAAUUGUAUCUAUUGAAAAAUUGAAUCUUUCCUAUUUUAAAAAGUCUGUCUCCUUUAAAAACAUAAAUUAAGAAAUCUAAGUUUAAUAGAAAAAUGUAAAAGAACCUCAAAGUUUGCAAGAUUUUGAAAUAAAAAAAGAAUUAGAUUAAUAUAACUUAAAAACAAUAGUAAGUGAUGAAUCAUUGAGUUCUAAAGAAGAAGCUGUAUAUCAUUAGAAGGUAAAUUCUUGUUUACUGAAUGAAGAUGAUAAUCCUUAAGAAAAUAUUAAGUGGAACAUAGAUUUAAAUAGAUAAAACAUUUUAUAAGUUAAGAAAAUGUAAAUAAAAGUAGUUGAGAAAACAAAAUAGUAAGUUAAUGAAACAAAAAAAUAUAAAAAAGCUAAUUUAAAGAAUAAUAAUAAGGAAAUAUUAUUUCAUAAUUAAUAAAAUGAUGUUAGAAAAGCAUAAGUAUAUUCAGGAGAAGAUUAUGAAUCAGAAAUAUAAAUUCAAGAAAAAUAAUUUAAAUCAGCUAAUCUAAAUGCUGAUAAAAAAGUCAUAAGAAAGAUAUAAUUACUUAUUUAUGCAGGAGUAUUCUUAGAAAUUUGUUUUGGGGCAUUAUUAAUUGUUAUUUUAUUAACAGAUUUAUUAAAAACACCUGAAGGUAAAAAAAUCAUUAAAAAAAUGUAGGAACUCUUUGUUAUUUGUAUAUUUCAACAAUGCUGUAAUACUUAUCUUUGAUCACAGUCCUUAAGUUAUUUAGAGAUGUAAGAAGUCAAGAAGUAUUGAAUUUAAUUUGGAUACAAAAAGUUGGAAAUAGAAACAAUAAAAUAAAUCAAAAAUAUUUUUUUACAUUUCCAAGAUAAUAGACAAAAAUGGAUGAUUCAAAGAAAAAAUUUGAAAAAAGAAUCAAUAUGCAUAUCAAAUGA
Molecule: messenger RNA, 2022 nt
Organism: Paramecium sonneborni
Lineage: Eukaryota; Ciliophora; Oligohymenophorea; Peniculida; Parameciidae
Source: the annotation of a GenBank genome assembly